Molecule: messenger RNA, 1041 nt
Organism: Aspergillus pseudonomiae
Lineage: Eukaryota; Fungi; Ascomycota; Eurotiomycetes; Eurotiales; Aspergillaceae
Exons: 1
Coding region: 85-699 (204 amino acids)
Source: RefSeq, a predicted model, not a curated record
CAACUAGUUGACCCCUAUAUCAUCUCCCAUAUCCGAAAACUUAUUGUUUAAUAUUUACCUUUUCUUUCGUUAUAUUCUUCUUUCAUGUCGCAUUCGCUUGGUCUACCUUGGUGUUCUGUUCCCAGGAGUUGUUUUUCAUCUUCAAGGCCUUCAGUUUCUUGCCUUAUCAUGAUUGAUGACCGUCAUGGGCCUCUUGAAGUGCGCUGGUGCAGGGCGCAUUCGUCUCGCUUCGUUUCGUCCACUCUUGUGUCAUUGUUCUCGAUCGGGAUGUUUUUCACGAUUUCUGUUGACGUUAUAUGGGCAUGGCAGGAGUUUUACUCUGAAGAGAGAGUAUUUGGCAGCAUAAUUUGCUCCAGGAUCGGCUUGGUUUUACAUUGCAUGUUGGAGCUGCUCAAUUUCUGGUUUUUCUUGGAACGUCUCUGUAUGUACCUUAGAAUCGUCUUCGCCAUUUUCCCGUUUCAUCAUAUCUCUUACUUCUGUUCUCUCUUGGAAUCAUUGGAUAUACCUGCCUAUCCGAAUAGAACCGCCGCUUAUUCACCACAUCGAUCAACUAUACGCAACCGCAGACUUCUUAAGGAUACGGAGAUCCCCAUAGUUUUGCAAUGGCCGAUCUUUCUAUGUUCCAUCAAUCAGGCAUUUCCUCUCUUUGCGAAAGACUGCUUUGUACAGCAACAAAGGGCCAUCGGACGCUACUAUUGAAUGCGGUAAGAGAGGCCUUGGCUCCUUUCACCCUACCGAACCAUCCGUUGACAAAAUACAGCAAUGUACAGUUUCAGAUUAUCCUACAAUGCCUUUGAACCGUACUCUUGCGCAUACGUUCCACCUCCUACCCAAAUGGCCCAUGCCUAACAAUGGCAUUCAAAUCUUGCGACUGCAUGAAGGUCAUUGAUUUCACUAUAAUUGCCCUCCGCAGCGAAAGCCUUGUAUGGCAUUGUACGGUUCAUUGUAUACUGUUUGUCCUUGUCCCUUGGAAUACAUUGAUAAUGGAAUCCUCACCGAGAAAGGCGGGACCGAAAUCCCCAGAGAUCAACAUAAAUAUAC